Protopterus annectens (West African lungfish) is the source of this 750-nucleotide messenger RNA. RefSeq lists its product as uncharacterized. Gene Ontology annotation, molecular function: hydrolase activity. Lineage: Eukaryota; Metazoa; Chordata; Ceratodontiformes; Protopteridae. Gene Ontology annotation, cellular component: cytoplasm; mitochondrion. Bases 1 to 468 code for a protein of 155 amino acids. The record is from RefSeq and is a predicted model, not a curated record. The transcript is spliced from 5 exons.
AUGGAUCAGAUGCAAGAAUUAAAGUGGAAGGUUUCUUCUCAGGGUGGUUACUGCACAGAGAAGGGCUCCAGUGAUGAAGUUACUAAAGCUCAUUUAGCUGAAGCAGCUCGCAGAAAGUAUGGUGAUGCAUCCUCAACAAUCUUCUCCAAAAUCAUUGACAGAACACUUCCUGCGGAUAUUAUCUUUGAGGAUGACAAGUGCCUUGCUUUCAGAGAUAUCAAUUCUCAAGCACCAGUCCAUUUUUUAGUAAUUCCAAAGCUGCCUAUACCACGCAUCAGCCAGGCCACAAAUGAAGACAAAGAGCUGUUGGGGCAUUUACUACUUGUGGCAAGUAGCACUGCCAGAAAGGAAGGACUCAGCAAUGGCUACAGAUUAGUGAUCAAUGAUGGGAAACAUGGAGCUCAGUCUGUCUACCACCUACAUGUCCAUGUGAUGGGAGGCCGCCAAAUGGGCUGGCCACCUGGAUGAAGACGGAGUUCUCUGUGAAUGCUGGAAUAUGCAUUGAUUUCUGCACAAGCAAUCAAGAUGUAGUUUUAUGUGCACAGGCCUAGUGUAACGUGAUAAACAAGUUACUGAGUCACAACAUUUUACUCAUCCUAGUGAAAAGUUAAGUUUGUUUCUGUAUAUGCCUUUCUGAAGAGUUGAUAUAUUUGGAAGAUAAAUCCUACUAAAUGAGUCAUGUAAGCAGUUUCCUAGACUUAUUUCAUUAUUUGCAUAUUUGCAAGAAUAAAGUUUGAAUGUUUUCAUUUA